This is a messenger RNA of Daphnia pulex (common water flea), 1757 nucleotides long. Its product is annotated as mitochondrial import inner membrane translocase subunit TIM44-like. NCBI's taxonomy places the organism in Eukaryota, Metazoa, Arthropoda, Branchiopoda, Diplostraca, Daphniidae. Gene Ontology annotation, molecular function: protein-folding chaperone binding. The record is from RefSeq and is a predicted model, not a curated record. The transcript is spliced from 6 exons. Gene Ontology annotation, biological process: protein import into mitochondrial matrix. Gene Ontology annotation, cellular component: mitochondrial inner membrane. Bases 114 to 1376 code for a protein of 420 amino acids.
GAAAUACGGCCGCAAAGUCGGCGCUCGGCGUCGGCGGUCAGUGCGGCAGACGGGCAGAGAAACUUUUCGGAAUUUUACCUAAUGGCACCGCAGCAACACUUAAUUCAACAACAAUGGCGACCUCCAUGUUACGUGUAGGAAACCGGCUAAUCCAACACAGUAUCACCAGACGGUAUUCCCAAGAAACACGUAGGCCGACAUUCAUUUCUAGGGUUAUCGACAAUGUUCGUCAAGAAAUGGCCAAGAAUAAAGAGAUGAAGGAAAACCUGAAAAAGUUUAGAGAAGAAGCUCAAAAACUUGAAAACACUGACGCUUUAAAAAAAGCUAGAGAAAAGUUCCAAGCUGUUGAAUCAGAAGCUUCCAAAGGCAGUGAUGUCUUGAAAGAGAAAGUAAACGUCUUGAAGGAGAAGGUCCAAGAAGCCCUUUCUGAUGCUCAAAAAACAGAGUUUGUGAAAAAAGCUGGUCAAAUAACAGAAGGUAUAGGCAAAACAGCUAAGGGAGCCAGUGACACCAUAGUUGAAACAGGACAGAAAAUCAGCAAAACAGCACCCUUCAAAACAAUUAGUGAAACUGCUGAUGCAGUCAGAAAAGAAAUUGAUUUAUCUGGAGCUCGCAUCUACAGGAGGCCUUCAGUACUGAGGAAACGCAAACAGGUUUCAUCAGAGGAAGAUGUGAAUGCAAAACCCAUAGAAAUUAACACUGAGGCAACAGGAAUUGAAUUGCAUAAAGAUUCAAAAUUCUAUCAAAGUUGGCAAAACUUUAAGGAUAAAAAUCCAUAUGUUAACAAAGUUCUUGAUUGGAAAAAUAAGUAUGAAGAGAGUGAUAAUGCAGUAAUUCGAGCUUCUCGCCUACUCACAGAAAAAGUUGUAGAUAUUAUGGGUGGACUAUUUCAAAAAACAGAAAUGAGUGAAGCUCUUACUGAAAUUUGUAAAAUGGAUCCUGAUUUCAGCAAAGAAGAAUUCUUGAAAAAGUGUGAAUAUGACAUCAUUCCCAAUGUCCUUGAAGCUAUGGCAAGAGGUGAUCUUGACAUUCUCAAAGACUGGUGUCAUGAAGGGCCAUUUAAUAUUCUAUCUACACCCAUCAAACAUGCCCUAUCCCUAGGUUAUGUCAUCGAUUGCAGGGUCUUGGACGUCGAUAACGUAGAUUUAGCCAUGGGUAAAGUCAUGGAGCAAGGUCCUAUAUUAGUGAUAACUUUUACUGCCCAGCAAAUCAUGUGCGUCCGGGAUAAAGCCAACAACAUUGUGGAAGGCGAUGCUGAAAAAGUCAUGCGAGUCAAUUAUGUUUGGGUUCUGUGCCGAGACCAAACUGAAUUGGAUGUGAAUGCCGCAUGGCGUCUGAUGGAUUUGUCAGCGAAUAGCAGUGAACAGUUCAUUUAAAAUGUUGUUAGAUCCAAGUUAAAAUACAUCGACUUUAAAAAUAAAUAGGCUAGUGAAAGUAACUGAAGUAAAACAAAUUUUCUGUUAUGCAUCUCGAAAUCCUGUGAAAAAGUUUCUACCCUGAUGUUAGAUUCCCACCUGACAUGAGGCUUAUGCCGUCUUCAGCUUUUCAAAUGUACAGUGACACAACAAAAGACAAAUGUCUGCAGUACGUUUAAGCUUCAUGUUUGCUGUCAAUCGUUCUUCGUCAGUUGUCCCACUCCCCACACCUCCAUACAGAACUCUUUCUCUAAAUGGAAAAAAUGUAUCUCAUUCUUCGCCAUUUGUUAUACAGCAUUGUGAUUAAUUUCUAUUUUUUACACAAACGGUUCUUUAACUUAA